CCCUGCUGCGCUGCUCUGGGGACCAGUUGGAACAUGGUUAGUAUGUGGUAGCGCAGGCAGUAAAGACCUCUCCUUCACCAUUCCCCUCACCCAGUCUUUAAGCCCCUGGCCUCAGACAUGGACCACAUCCCUGAGGUCAGUUUUAUGGAUGCUGAGGGCCUUACAGUAAAGAUGACAGCAGGGUUUUUCUUCCACUGCCCUUCCCUGCAGAACCUGCUGGAGAUCCCAAUGCAGACGCCUACACCAAGUUCUUCAUGAGCCACUGCUGCUACGAUGCCAUUCCAACCAGCUCCAAACUGGUCAUUUUUGAUACAACACUGCAGGUAAAGAAGGCGUUCUUCGCAUUAGUUGCUAAUGGAGUCAGAGCUGCACCUUUAUGGGACAACAAACAGCAGUGUUUCGUAGGAAUGCUUACUAUAACAGAUUUUAUUAACAUUCUCCACCGAUAUUACAAAUCACCUAUGGUUCAGAUCUAUGAGUUGGAAGAGCACAAGAUUGAAACCUGGAGGGCGGUCUAUCUUCAGUACUCCCUAACCUCUCUGAUCAGCAUCACCCCUGAAUCCAGCCUCUUCAAUGCCAUUUACUCCUUACUGAAGAAUAAGAUUCACAGGCUGCCUGUUAUAGAUCCAGAAUCGGGGAAUGUUCUGCACAUACUGACCCACAAACGCAUCCUGAAGUUUCUUCACAUCUUUGGUUCCAUGAUCCCAAAGCCAAGAUUCUUACAAAAGCGAAUUGAGGAGGCGGAAAUUGGGACCUUUAAGAGUAUCGCCACAGUCCAGGAGACGGCAACGGUUUAUGACGCUUUAUCAAUAUUUGUUGAGCGGCGAGUAUCAGCCUUGCCCGUUGUGAAUGCACAAGGAAAAGUUGUGGCGCUCUACUCCCGGUUUGAUGUCAUUAACCUGGCUGCUCAGAAAAAUUACAAUAACCUGAACAUGACAAUGCAAGAAGCGAUCGAGGGCCGCUCAUGCUGCAUUGAAGGUGUGCUAAAGUGUUACCCACAUGAAACCCUGGAGAUCAUAAUUAAUCGCAUAGCUGAAGCAGAGGUUCAUCGUCUAGUUCUAGUGGACAAAGAGGAUGUAGUCAGGGGAAUCAUCUCGCUGUCUGACUUGCUGCAGGCCUUGGUUCUUACUCCUGCAGGUAGGCAGCCUGUAGUUUCUUCUGGCCAACCAGUCGAGACGCUGCAUUAGCACUCUGCUGCUUCUGCUCUUCUCAUCUGUAUAUUCGCAUCCCUCCUCUUUGGCUCAGGUCAGUGGGCAGCACCUAUCUGGGCAGUGCUAGGCUACUGUUGGACCACUCUGGGGAGCUAAUUUCAGGAUCUCAGUCUGACCUGAUCAACCGAUGGCCUUUGGAAUGAUCAGACCAAGAAUCUAAGAUGGGGUUCUUGUUUGUUAACUGACCUGCUGACAAUUGUUUCUUUUUUAAUAGUGAUUUCUUUAUGCCUAUACUUCUCAUUGCAUGUCAGACCACUUUGUUUGGUAGAUUUGCUCUCUUCUGCUAUUAAUAAUAGCAUAUCAAGGAAGUAGUGCCAAGGUUAGUGUUGGGAAUAAUUUCUUGUGUGAGUACUCUAUCCCGAGGUGCUCUGCUAAUACAGUGGCUUUGGGAUGGCUUUACAUAUGCUGAACUUUGAAUGUCUCUUGAAUGAGAUUCAAGAUUCAAUGUCUCUUAAGACACCCAAUUUAAAAUGUAUUGGGGAUUAAAGAGGUAACAGCAUAUCAAUGAAAUGGAUUUUAUUGAGUAUUAUACUAAUAUUACACUAAUCAAUAUAAUUUGUUGUUUCUAAUGAAUUUUCCAGAAAUUUCUUGCAAAGCAGACUGUGAACACUGAGGAAACUAUGCAAUGGAUCAUGGAUGAAGACUUAAACUGUAUAUAUUAUAAAUAAUGCAGCAUAGAAGUUUUGUGUAUUCAUUUUUGUUCAUAUUUGUAUUGUUUCAAUUAAUCAGAAUUAUUAGUUGAGAAAAUGUAGUGUACUUGUACAUACUCAGAAUCUUAUACAAUAAUGUGCAUCCAACCACUAAUUAGAUCCAAAGACUGACAGUAUAAAAACUGACUCGGAGAGGAAAUGUAAUUUACAAAAUAUAAUCAGUUACUUUUCAUUUAUACUUUUUUUAUAGAGGUAUGCAAGUGACAAUAGUUUUGUUACUUCAUUAGCGACAACAAUCAAGUCGUUUUAAAAUUAGUCUGAAUUACAGUUGGAUUAUUGGCUUUAUUAACAUUUAUUUAUUUACUUUAUACUUGGUAUUUGAAAUAAAUUAAGCCAUUUAAUUUCAUUCUGAA
This is a messenger RNA of Electrophorus electricus (electric eel), 2274 nucleotides long. RefSeq names its product protein kinase, AMP-activated, gamma 3b non-catalytic subunit (gene prkag3b). The record is from RefSeq and is a predicted model, not a curated record. Gene Ontology annotation, biological process: protein phosphorylation; regulation of catalytic activity. Gene Ontology annotation, molecular function: protein kinase regulator activity; AMP binding; protein kinase binding. Gene Ontology annotation, cellular component: nucleus; cytoplasm; nucleotide-activated protein kinase complex. Lineage: Eukaryota; Metazoa; Chordata; Actinopteri; Gymnotiformes; Gymnotidae.